Coccomyxa subellipsoidea C-169 is the source of this 735-nucleotide messenger RNA. RefSeq names its product TPR-like protein. NCBI's taxonomy places the organism in Eukaryota, Viridiplantae, Chlorophyta, Trebouxiophyceae, Coccomyxaceae. The coding region runs from base 1 to 735 and encodes 244 amino acids. The record is from RefSeq and is a predicted model, not a curated record. Gene Ontology annotation, molecular function: protein binding. The transcript has 6 exons.
AUGCAGAACGGAGUGAGGGCAGCAACACAGCAGAGGUGGGAGGAUGCCGAGCGCUUCUUCCAGAUAGUGCUGCAGCAGGAGCCGGACAGUGCCAGUGCCUACUCCAACCUGGGAAACGUCCACCUCAGCGAGGGGCGCGCGGAAGAAGCCGUCAGAGAUUUCUCUCGUGCCAUUGCAAUCGCUCCAACGGCUCCUGUACCAUAUCUGAACAGAGCAAUAGCAGAGGAGCAGCUGGGAGUGAAUGCGGCCAGCUCAGGCAACCAGGCAGAAGCUGAGCGGCACUACGAGGCGGCUUUGAGAGACUGCCGAGAUGCACAGGACCGGGACUCCAAGGAGUUCGCAGCCUUCUUCAAUGAGGGCAAUGUGCAGGUGCGGGUGGGGCAGUACGAGGCUGCGCUGGCAGCGUACAGCAGGGCGGCUGACCUGGCGCCGGGCAUUGCCGGGUACCGGCUGCGGCAGGCGGAGCUGCUGUUCCAGAACGCGCGCCCGGCCGACGCCGACUCCAUGAUGCGCGGUGUCGUGCGCAAGAACCCCAACUAUGCCGAGGCGCAGGCGGCGCUGGCGGCGGUGGAGUGGGUGUCGGGGCAGCAGGGCAAAGCGGAGGAGCAUUUCGACAAGGCGGUGAGUUUGGAUGGGCGCUGGCGCAAGAUGGGCUUCAUCCGGCAGCAGACGCGCUGGCCACCCGCACUCUACGACGCCAUGGAGAAAUUCCUCGCCAUAGCCGGAUCGAGCUGA